Molecule: messenger RNA, 1596 nt
Organism: Neoarius graeffei (lesser salmon catfish)
Lineage: Eukaryota; Metazoa; Chordata; Actinopteri; Siluriformes; Ariidae
Product: protein phosphatase 1 regulatory subunit 3C-B-like
Exons: 3
Coding region: 51-1145 (364 amino acids)
Biological process (GO): regulation of glycogen biosynthetic process
Cellular component (GO): protein phosphatase type 1 complex
Molecular function (GO): glycogen binding; protein phosphatase 1 binding
Source: RefSeq, a predicted model, not a curated record
ACUGACAGUCUCAUGUGGGAGUGUUUUGAUCAGACUUCAAGGCUAAAGACAUGCCACUUCAGACAAGCAGAAGAAAGCUGCUGCUGCUGAACAGCACUGGUACUGGUGGAUUUUUUAUUGAGAAGAAGCCGGGUUUUGUGGACACAGAAAUGACUGUUGCCAAAGUCAUGCCAGUGGAUCUGGCCAUGCAUAGGCGCCUGAAUAGCCAGAAUCCAGAACAACUUUUGGACCAACUUUUGAACAUGCCCAUACCGAGAUACCAUCGUUCUCUUCCGAGACCUCACAUAUAUGAUUCUCUGAGGCCCAAAGCUGCAAGAUCUCCCCCGAUUCCUGCCACUCCAGUGAAAGUCCUAAACUCUACAAGCCCUAGUGGGACACUCAAGAAGAAAAAACGAGUUGUAUUCGCAGAUGAUAAAGGACUGGCCCUGACUACAGUGCGGCUCUUCCAAGCAGAUCCCCCAGUAUCUGAUGAGGAGGAGUUAACCCUGCCUGUCAAGAUAAAGACUGAGUCAUCUGUGCAAAGCAAGAAGCCACGUCUCCAGUUGGGUUUCCCUCAGCCUUCUGCUGAUUCACCAUCAUACCGUGAAAGUUUGGCCAAAUCUCUGGUGCAUUUGCAGAGCUGCAACUUGAUCUAUGGAUCGCUAGUGGGAAAGGUGAGGGUCUGCAACAUCAGUCCAGAGAAAGCUGUGCAUGUCCGCAUCACAUACGACUCAUGGAGGAGCCACCAGGACAUCCAGUGUACCCCAGUCCAACAGAAGAAUGAGAGUACAGAGACAGAACUGUUUGUUUUUAACAUUCCUGUCCCUUCCUGUCCUAGUGAACAGGAUCGUGUGGAGUUUUGCGUGUCCUUCCGUCCUGGAUCUGGCAACGUGAUUUUGUGGGACAAUAAUGGUGGACAAAACUAUCAAAUCCUUGUGGAAGACAUGGACUCAAAAGAAGUGUCCUUUGUUGAGAAAAAACCCUUGAGGCCCCAGAAUGUUGAAAUCGCCCAAUCAUUGCCCCUGAGAAAUGGUCCAGUUUUGUAUAAAUCGGCAAAACUUGGCUCCCUCACUUCCUACAAGAAUAUGAUUCCCAUGGAUAGACAGACCUUGACUAGGCAAGAGAACAUUAUCCCAAAAAGUAAUUCUAACAAUGCUGGCAAAUAAUUCUAGAAUGGGUGAUGGGUUUUGUAUAUAUCGGUCCCUUAUCUUUUUCAUUAUCAUCAUCCAUGUUGGAUGAACUUUGUCAUAAACAGACAUCAAGUGGGACUGACCUACAGACAGACACCCAUGUUUGUGCUACUUCGCUCCUCUCCAACUUGCCUGUGUGAGUCAGUGUUGACGACGUGAGACAGCUGUGUCUCUCUUGAGCCUUGUGCACCUGUAUAGCAGAUGUGUAUCUGAUCUGACAACAAACAUCAGCACUUGCUCAUCAAGUUCAGCCAAUUUCAAGCUGUGAAGGUCUCUCACUUCCUGUGAGGUGGCUGUACUCCGACAAAUAAUGUACCUACAGAUGUGAAAUGACUCAUGUCAUAUAUGUAAUAUAACUAUUUGAAAGUUUUCAAUUUAUAUAUUUAUUUAUGACAAAUGCACAAAUAAAGAUGUAUUCUGAGAUAAA